CAAACGUCUGCAAAAACGCAGGUUUAUAAUGUGACCAAGUUCCUUGAAGACCAUCCUGGUGGGGAUGAAGUUCUCUUGUCUUCAACAGGUAAGGAUGCAACGGAUGAUUUCGAGGACGUGGGACACAGCGAGAGCGCGAGAGAGAUGAUGGAGCAGUACUACGUAGGAGAGAUUGAUCCAACGACAAUCCCAAAGAAAACAAAAUACACACCUCCUAAACAGCCUCAUUACAAUCAAGACAAGACCUCUGAGUUCAUUAUCAAGAUCCUUCAGUUUCUUGUACCCCUUGCCAUUCUCGGUUUAGCAGUUGGCAUUCGUAUUUACACUAAAUCAGCCUAGUCUUCUUCUCUUUUUUUUUUGAGCAUCACUUCCUUUGUUCAUGUCUCUCUCUCUGGUUCCUAUCUUUUGUAAUGUGUUUUGCACUGUUUUCUGAACAACAGUCUUGCAGGAAUGCAACUGAUAUUGAUAUAUAGUGAUUUGUUUGA
Molecule: messenger RNA, 485 nt
Organism: Raphanus sativus (radish)
Lineage: Eukaryota; Viridiplantae; Streptophyta; Magnoliopsida; Brassicales; Brassicaceae
Product: cytochrome b5-like
Exons: 2
Cellular component (GO): membrane; intracellular membrane-bounded organelle
Molecular function (GO): heme binding
Source: RefSeq, a predicted model, not a curated record